Messenger RNA from Medioppia subpectinata, 1475 nucleotides. The record is from the annotation of a GenBank genome assembly. Lineage: Eukaryota; Metazoa; Arthropoda; Arachnida; Sarcoptiformes; Oppiidae.
GUUUGGUUUGGAUUUACAUUUCAUUCAUUCAUUCAUUAUAUUUAACGUUAAAAUCAUUUGCCUUUUAAUUAAAUUUAAAAUUAGUCUCAUUUAAUGAAAUACGAUAUCAAGCGUUGAAUUGAUUGUGUGUUGCCUUUAAUUAAAUGCUUAAUGACAGGCAUUUUGGUGUGAAAAAUGUAUUUUAUGAUAAUUAAUAACAAUUUUAACCAUUUAUUGAUCGGAUAAACCGAUUAUCACAUUAAAAAUAAUACUUAUUUUGGUUUUGAUAAUACAAUUGAUAGAAAUUGUCGACAAUUUUGUCAAUUAAUAGUCAGAUUAUAUGAAAUGAAUGCUCAAAAUGGCAUAAAUCAGUCCAUAAUUCACACCAUCGACACUGACAUCAAGCAAGAAGUAGUGAGUGAACAAAAUGGUGACAAUAAUUGCCAAAACGAGUCCAUCGAAGAGCCGGAGCCCGAAGUGGACAUCACUAUCAACAAUGUUGUCGCGUCUUUCAGUGUCAAAUGUCAUCUCAAUCUGAGACAAAUCGCUUGUAAGGGAUCUAAUGUUGAAUACAGGAGAGAACAAUCGAUGAUUCUCAUGAAACUACGGGCCCCUCGAGUCACCGCUAGUAUCUGGUCGUCGGGAAAGAUCUCGUGUUUCGGUGCGACCACUGAAGACUCGGCCAAAUGCGGUGCCCGUCGUGUCGCUCGUAGUCUUCAGAAGAUGGGCUUUAAGGUGAAGUUCAAUGACUUCCAAGUGGUGAAUGUGUUGGGCACUUGUAUUCUCCCAUUUGGUAUCAAAAUCAAUGAGUUUAGUUCAGAGCACCGCAAGUAUUGCAGUUAUGAGCCGGAACUACAUCCCGGCGCCACAUACCGAAUGAAGGACAUCAGAGCCGUACUUAAGGUGUUUCAGACCGGAUCCAUCACUAUUACAGCGCGUAGUAUUGGCCACAUUCAGGAAGCCGUCGAAAGGAUCUAUCCAUUAGUCCACGAGUACCGAAAGCCUAAACCGUCUCAAAGCAGUCAAACCUCACAAUUGGCUAAAAAUAAUAGGAAAAUAAAGUCCGAAAACAGAACCAAUUUUAUUAAAGACGAAGAGGAAGACAUCGAAGAAGACAUCGAAGAGGAGAACUUCGAUAUAGUUAUCGAUGAGGAGGAGUCAGAUGAAGAUACAGACGACUAUUCAGACAAAUCUGACUAAUAUUUAAUAGCUUUGUAUUGAAAUAUUUUGUCAAUGAUUCUCAAGUUAUCACACAUUUCACAACAAAUUGGUUCCAAUUGUUCUGUGAUAUAAAUGCAGACAAAUGACUGUUAGCUUCGAAUAAAUACAUUACUUUAAUAAUAAGACAUUCAACACAUUUCAACACAUCUCUCAUUUGAUCUCAUACUUCAUGAUUACCUAAAUUGUGUUUAUUAUCAAACUAUCACUCAUUGUAUCUGUUUUUUGUAAUUGUAGUCGAAUUAGGAUUGAAAUACUUUUUCUGUGAAUAAAAUGAU